AUGCUUCCGCUGAUCCUUGACAGUUCGUGGGCGUCUGGCGGACAACUUCAGUUUUCGAGCAGCGACAAAGGCGGAUCGCUUGACACCACUCACUGGUCGACCGAUGAGGAGGGAGCAGCCGGUCUUCUCCCGAUUUCCGGCACAGAAGCUCUCCCGAGAAUCCGGUCGUGCUCGAUGCUAAAGGGAAUAAUUACCACAACGAACUGCUGUUUUCUGAAAUUUCGAAAAUAUUUGGUGAGCGAGCAGGGUACAGUAAUCGGGCUGAGUCGUCGGCGCGAAUUGAAUUACGGUCGCAAUUGCUCCUCCACUGCUGUUGAUCCUGAAUCAAUCCUCUAA
Messenger RNA from Gongylonema pulchrum, 336 nucleotides. The record is from the annotation of a GenBank genome assembly. NCBI's taxonomy places the organism in Eukaryota, Metazoa, Nematoda, Chromadorea, Rhabditida, Gongylonematidae.